Nylanderia fulva is the source of this 1902-nucleotide messenger RNA. Lineage: Eukaryota; Metazoa; Arthropoda; Insecta; Hymenoptera; Formicidae. The record is from RefSeq and is a predicted model, not a curated record.
AUGAGAGCAUUGACGAAGUAUGCUCCCAGACACGCUUCGUCAUUACGUGACUGGAAACACAUCUCCAACUUGACCUUAGCGGAUGACGAUCCGACUGGAUCAACUCCUAUUGACCUCAUUAUUGGAGCUGAUUUGUAUAGCAAGGUUCUUGUCAAUAUACGCAAUGGACCCAUAGGUCAACCAGACGCUAUACAAUCGCAUUUCGGGUGGAUUCUAUCUGGACCUACGUCAAUCCCUAAUCAUGUCAUACAAAACACCCAUGUAGUCGGCUCUACUUUGGUUUCAUCGCAUGUCGGAGCCCAACCUCAAGGCUCACCAUUACCCAGUUCACAACAAAGGUAUCAUGCAGUUGCUCACUGCUGCUCCUUGGAACGGCAAUUAUCUCAUAGAGUAGCCGAAAUUCAGACACGAUUACCAACCGGUAGUUGGCAUCACGUAAACACCAGUGAAAACCCCGCAGACUGUGCUUCGCGCGGAUUACUCGGCCGAGAUUUGAUAUCCAUCAACCUAUGGUGGCAUGGGCCGUCAUGGUUGCAUCUUCAUUCUGAUGAGUGGCCUCAUCAAAUUCUAUCAGAGCACCACGAAACUCAGUUGGAACUGAAGGCAUGUGAAGCUCAUCAAAACAGUACUCGUGAAGACUGGAGUCUUGCUGCACGGUAUUCAUGGUGGCCAAAAUUGAUACGCGUCACUGCAUAUAUAUACCGAUUCAUAAACAAAUGUCAACGGAAGCACGCGGCAGAUCACAAAGAUCACGUCCGGUCCCACGCCAUUACAGCAUUUGAGUACAUGCAGUCUCGUAACUUUUGGUUGCAUAUGAUUCAAGCAGAGGUGUUCAAGCAAGAACUUUACUUACUCAAGUCAAACAAGAGGUUAUCAAGAAACAGCGCUCUGAUAUCAUUAAAUCCAUUCCUAGACGCAAAUGGUCUACUCCGCGUUGGCGGAAGAUUGGAGCAUUCUCAUCUACCAUUUCAAUCCAAACAUCCAGUUCUACUAGCUGAUCAUCCAAUUACUACAAUGCUCAUUCGCUACACGCACAUAGCCUCGCUGCACGCCGGUCUUCAGUCUACCCUGUCUAAAAUUCGCCAAGAAUUUUGGAUUAUAAAAUCUAGGCCUUUAGUUAAAUCAGUUAUCUACAGGUGCGUUCGAUGCACGCGAGAAAGAGCUCAGGUAGCCAAUCAGUUAAUGGGUCAACUCCCAUCAACUCGAGUCUCAACGCCAACGAGGGCGUUUUUGCACAGCGGCAUCGAUUAUGCCGGUCCAGUGCUCAUUCGAGCCUCUGCUGGUCGAGGAAUCACCUCACGAAAGGCUUACAUAGCCGUUUUCAUAUGUUUGGCAACUCGAGCCAUUCAUCUCGAGUUGGUCAGCGAUUAUUCAACGCCAGCAUUUUUGAACGCAUUUCAACGAUUUUGCGCCAGACGAGGCUUGCCAGCAGUUAUGUAUUCGGAUAACGGUACAACAUUCACAGGAGCCGAUAAAGAGCUAUCCCGCGCGUAUCGGGAUGCUCAACGCAAUACGGAUUUUCUCAAUUUAAUCGCAACAGAUAGGAUCACUUGGAGUUUCAUCCCGCCUCAUGCUCCUCAUUUUGGAGGACUAUGGGAGGCAGGAGUGAAGAGUGUCAAACACCACCUUCGUCGAAUUGUAAGCUCACACGCAUUGACAUUUGAGGAGUUCACGACAGUGUUGUGCAAAAUUGAGGCUAUCCUCAACUCAAGGCCGCUUUCUCCACUCAAUGAUACUCCAGAUGACUACGAGUUCCUGACCCCAGGUCACCUUUUGAUUGGGACUGCCAUUACUACGAAUCCGGAACCUUCCGUUCUACAAUUGAACGAAAACAGAUUGUCGCGAUGGACAAGUCAAGUCCUUCGUAGAUUAGUUAAGGCGGGCGGCGCUCAAUAUCCUUGA